CGGCGGCUAUACAAAUACAGGUGCCGAUUUUGAGAACUCUGAUUAUAAUGUGUCUACAAUUACAAACGACCAUAAUAACAAGAAUUCAGUGGAAAAUAUUAACAUUUGUGAUAUGCCGACUAAUGACGUCAAAAAGCAAACUGACGGUGUAGUGUAUAAAAGCGUCAAUGAUGGAAAUAGUCGAAUGGUUAUGUCCGAAAGCAAAUUUUUAGAAAAAGGCGAAGAAAAGAAAAUUGAGAUUGAUGAUGCGAAUUUACGUCGUCUUAAUUACAAAAUCUCUGAAAAUCCACCGAUUCAUCUGGCCUUGUUCUUUGCUAUGCAGAAUGUAUUACUGGCCCUACCAUGGUGCUUAUCGAUGGCUAUUUUAGUAGCAGACUUUGUUUGUGCCGAAGAUGAUUAUAAUUUUAAAGCCAUGCUUCUGUCUACAACUCUUCUAAUGUCUGGGUUGACCACCCUUGUUCAAGUAACUGUGGGUAUAAGGUUACCAGUUUAUCAAGGUCCAACAACUGCCUACAUUAUCCCUUUGCUAGCCUUAAAAGAAUUACCAGAAUGGUCAUGUCCGGAGAUGCACACUAAAAUACACACAGGGUUAAAUAUGACGUUUCCAGGUAAUCUGACCGGUUUAAACGGAACAGAUUCAACGAUGCAUUACAGAGAAGCCGUUAUUCUUCCAAGAAUACGUGUGACAAUGGGAUGUUUAGCAUUGGCUGGGUUUAUACAUAUGUUGACAGGAAUGUUUGGCUUGGUUGGUAUGGUAAUGAAAUUUGUUGGACCAAUAACAGUAAUUCCAACAGUAUUACUCAUUGGUCUAAAUGCAUUUAAAGUCACAACGAAAUUCUGCCAGGUGCACUGGGGAAUAGCUGCUGUAACAGGAAGUACAUCUCUGAUAAUGUCAUUAUACCUAGACGGAAAAAGAAUGCCAGUACCAGUCUGGACACCAACAAGAAAAUGGCACAUUGUAAGGUAUCCCCUGCAACAAGUAUUAUCUAUUUUGAUCUCCAUCGUAAUAGGAUGGACCCUAUCUGCAAUUUUCACUGUGACGAAUGUACUUCCAAAUGACAAAGACCAUGCACAAUAUUUAGCAAGAACAGAUUCCAGAUCACAUGUUAUCACAUCUACGCCUUGGUUUUACUUGCCAUAUCCAGGCCAGUUUGGACCGAUGGAUUUUUCAGGUGGUAUAUUCAUGGCAUUUUUUACGGCAACAUUAUACUCGAUAACGGAUUCCAUUGCUGAUUAUCAUGCAUGUGCCAAAAUGUCUCGAGUACCCCCUCCACCGAUUCAUGCAAUAAACAGAGGUUUAAUGUUUGAGGGUUGUCUGAGCAUGAUUUCCGGUUUCUUUGGUGCCGGACAUGCUACCUCCACGUACGGUGGUCAUAUAGGAUCAAUAGGAAUCACAAAGGUUGCAAGUAGACUUGUUUUCGGAUUGUUUCCCUGUAUAUUGAUCCUUUUUGCAAUCAUUGGAAAACUCGCAGCUGUCUUCAUAACCAUUCCGUAUCCGGUCCUUGGAGGUGUUCAAAUUAUAGGGUUUGGAAUGUUUAUUGGGCUUGUAAUGUCUAAUCUCCAAUACAUUGACAUACACUCAACAAGAAAUUUGGCAAUCAUUGGGAUUUCUACACUUUUGGGAUUAAUGUUACCGUUUUGGGCAAAAGGCAAUGCAGAUUCCAUUAAUACAGGUUCACCUGGAUUUGACAGCUUUAUACGUGUCGUUUUAUCGAACCCAUCACUAGUUGGAGGGGUUUCUGCAUGUUUUCUCGAUAAUACUGUGCAAGGAACGAGAAAGGAAAGAGGAUUAUUAGCAUGGGGACAGGCAGCUGCUGGUACUGCAGAUAAAUCAGUCUCACUUGAUUACGAAGAAGGUUAUGAAAUAUACGAAAUCCAGAGUUGGUCUGCAAGAGUAAAUCAAUUGUCUUUCACAAAAUAUAUUCCAUUUUUCCCAAAAUAUGAUAUAAAAAAUCUAAAAUGCACUUGUUGCAAGAAAAAUAAUAGCUAUGAAUCAUAA
This is a messenger RNA of Mytilus californianus (California mussel), 1999 nucleotides long. RefSeq names its product solute carrier family 23 member 1-like. Gene Ontology annotation, cellular component: membrane. Gene Ontology annotation, biological process: transmembrane transport. Gene Ontology annotation, molecular function: transmembrane transporter activity. The transcript has 11 exons. Bases 113 to 1999 code for a protein of 628 amino acids. Lineage: Eukaryota; Metazoa; Mollusca; Bivalvia; Mytilida; Mytilidae. The record is from RefSeq and is a predicted model, not a curated record.